Cuscuta campestris is the source of this 3428-nucleotide messenger RNA. The record is from the annotation of a GenBank genome assembly. NCBI's taxonomy places the organism in Eukaryota, Viridiplantae, Streptophyta, Magnoliopsida, Solanales, Convolvulaceae.
UACUCCCUCCGUAACAAAUGAAGUGAAGGGAGGACUACAAAACUUCACCCUCAAUAUUGGGCUCAAAGCCUAGAAGAGACGCCGCCCUGGCUUUCUGCUGGAACGAGGAGCUCAAUCAAAUGGUGAAAUCCUCCGUGCUCCGAUGAGAACCCCUCUCUCUAACACCGCAGCUCCGCUUCUCGACGUUGUAGCACAAGAAAAGACAAAAACAAGCGGUACAACGGCUUCGCUUUCCACCUUUCCGCUCUCUUUACUGCCGCAGCAUGCCACUCUUGAGGAGAUAAUGUAGCUGAUGCUUGUCAACAUUCAACAAGGGUGUUAUGGAUGUAAGUGUAAGAAAGUGCAGAUCUCUUUGGGAUUCGGAAGAGGAUUCUUCUCAUCAUCGGUUGGAUGUAAUAAAUACAUGGGCUGCAAAGGGCGAUUAUCCCAGUCAUGAUGGAAGAAGUUUCCAGGAGCAGGGUUAUUCAAAAGCUGAUAGCUCAUCCAAAAGGCAUUCCGGCUGGAACCACUCUCCCCAAAAUAGUCUUCUGCAAUCAUGUCAGAGAAUCCGCAAGGAUGUAGAGCGGCUUGAAAAGGAAGAUCAUAAGAGGGGAAAGUUUUAUAGUGAAAACGGGUCUCCAACUUUUGAUGCACUGAGGCAGCAAAGGAGUAACAAGUUCUCUGAACAUGGUUCGAGUCAUCCUCACAGGCUUCCAGGAAGAGGCAGGAGCAGGAGUCCUGGAAGGGAAAAAGGCAGGAGCAGAAGCCGCAGCUGGAGUAGAGACAGAGAAUGGAGGAGUAGAAGUAGAAGCAGGAGUAGGGACAAGGGAAAUUCGAGAGACAGGAGAAGUCGGUGUUCUCCAAAUUAUAAUGUUGAUUCAUUUGAAUGUGAUCGUAGACAGAUUGGAUCUCGAAUAUCAUCAAAGGUCUGUAGAGAUUUCGCCAUUGGGAGGUGUCGGAGAGGUGGUGAUUGUUGGUUCUCUCAUCCAGAUAAUUUUAAAGUCAAGGAUGGAUAUUCUGCAGAGCACAACCUGACAGAAAGAUGGAGUGGCAUGCACAGGAAUGGAGAUGUCUCAAGAUAUGCUAAUAGUGAAAGUGAAACCAUUGAAAUCCAUUGUCAGGGUAACAUUCCUGAUGCCUAUGACAUUGAGAAUGACCAACCCAGGAAUAGUAGAGGUAUCAUUACUUGCAAAGAUUUUGGAAGAGGUAAUUGCCGAUGGGGAGCAUCAUGCAGAUUUUCUCAUUCCGGGUAUUCUGGUCAAAUGUAUGAUAGUAGUAUUAGGAAUGCAUCCUCUGACUACAAUUGGAAGCCUGAUCCAAGUAAAACUAGUAGACCUCUGUGCAAGUACUUCGUUGCUGGAAAGUGCUAUACUGCAAAUUGCAGAUUUUCUCAUGACGGUCCGAUACGAAUCAAUGUUGAAACUAGUCACUCUAAUGACAUAGGUGGCCACAGAUAUGAUGAUAACAAACACAACUUAGUUGGCUUAAAAUGGGAUGACGUAGAAAUGGAUCCUAGCUUCGAUAAGGCUCCUAUGGGUGAGUAUGUAGCAAAAUCAAACCAUUUGGAUGCAGUUCAUACUGAUAGAGUUGACCCCAUCGGGGAUCCUGACUUGGUAAACUCAAAGUUGUGGAAUGAAUCAGCAUGGGAUGUUGGUACUGCUAAGAUGUUGAACCUAGAGAAGACUAGUGAGCAGGUUGGCUCUACUGUGAGGGAAAACUUUGCCAUUGCUGUACCUGUUGAUCAUAAUAAUAAUCGUUGGGCUCACAAUUUGGAAAGUGAGCGAGCUAUGUGGCAAAAUACCACUUCGUGUGAGGGGCGAGAUGUGUAUCCUAAUGUUACAGCAACAAACACUUCUGAAUAUUCUCUGGAGAGUUUAAGUAACAAUAAAGAAUGUAAUGUUAUUUCAAAAGCUUCACAACUCCCAAGCCUGGUUGUAAGCCCAAUUCAUGGUGAAAGACAGGACACAAUGGAAGAUGCUUCCCGCGUCAUAUUUCCCUCCAAUUCCAUUCUCCCUUACGGAUCUCCAAAUCCUCAUCUUGAGUCAUAUCCUUUUUGGGGCACUGGUAAUUCCAGUAUGUCUAAUGUAUUAAAUGAUGUAAACAUCUACAGGCAUAGUAUCCAUCCAGAGUUAUUACCUGAACAAAGAUUCAGUGAAAUUAGUAAAAGGGCUAACCAAGGUUCUGAAUACUCCUCUUUUUUGGAUGGAGCUGCCCAAGGUGAGCCUAUGAUGCAUGCCAUCCCUUCAAAUGGACAUAGUAUCAUUCCAAAUGAUAGUACAGACUAUCAGAAGAAAGAAGCUGCCACUACAUCAGAGGUGCAACAUUUUAGCAUGACACAAAAUCUUUCUGGUGCUACAUUCAGUGUGCCAACCACUCGAAUGCGAUCUCCAGCUCCUCUAACAAGUGAGAUUUGGUAUGAAUCAGGCAAAUCUCAACAGCAUGCAGCUGUACCUUCAUCAGUUGUCUGUUCUGAUUCCAACUCUGGACUGCUUCCCACCUAUAAUGCUGUGUAUACUCAACUUGAUAAAGUGAAAAUUGCUCCAGAUCUGUGCCAAGCGGCCCAAGCCCGUGGUGAUAAAUCUCAGAUGCCUGAUAACUUUGUAAUGCAUGCUAACGCCUCCAAAUUGAGUGAACAGGGAACUAAAGAUACUUUAAAGGAAUUGAACCAAUCAUUUUCCUUGAAUUCUGAAGUUGGAAACAUAAAGCAUUGUGCUGCUUCCAAUGUCGAUUGCACCAAGGAGCAGUAUUUGACACACCCGGAUUCUGUUGCAAAAUCUGAACUCAAUGAAAAUAAUAGACUUAUUUCCAAAUGUUCUGAGGAUGAGCAACAGAACAAUAACCCUGAUAAUGUCGACGUCCCUGGCAAGUGUGAAGUGGUGAAUGGUAACAAAGAUGAUAAGGUGGCACGGCUGUUCAAGAUUUCUCUUAUAGAAUCAGUCAAAGAGAUCUUGAAGCCCACAUGGAAAGAAGGUCAGAUGAGCCGAGAAGUACACAAGACUAUUGUUAAGAAGGUGGUUGAUAAAGUGAUGGGUAGUAUUCAAGGAGGUCAUUUCCCUAAAACCCAAGAUAAAAUUGAGCACUAUCUUUCCCACUCUAAAGGCAAAAUCAGCAAACUGGCACAGGCAUAUGUUGAGAGAAGUCAGAAGGAAAACUCUUGAGACAUUUGAAAUUCAGAAUUCCCCUUCUCCUUUUAUUCGCGACCUUAGUCGCCUAGAUUUUUUUUCUUCCUUUUUUAUCCCCAUUAGUUUGUGUUAAUUAUAGUUUUCUUUUCUAGCAACAUGCACUUUUGAUUAGUCUUUUUCUUUGGGUGUCAAGUGUUCCCCAUAAGCUUAUCUUCUCAUAGGCCUCAGUAUAACCAUUGGGCAUAAACUAACUAUUGAUGUGUUGCUAGUUGCUAGUACACUUGAAGACAUGUUAUGUGUACAGAUUAAUAAAUCUGUUGUACUUUU